CAAAAUAUCGCGGGAAAUUGCGAUAACAUAAAUUGUUGUAGCAACAAGGUGCGUUAGCGAAUAUUUAGAGUGAUUUUCUACAGACCUUUGGCGAUUAAAUUGUGUAAAAAUUAAUUACAAAGUAUAAAGAACAAUGUCAGAUAUCCAUUCUACUGCAUUCCGUUAUGAUGCUGUGUGCAAAGAACUUGGUAUUGAUCCAAAUCCAUACUUUGUGACAAUGUUUGAGAAGGAAAAAGAGGACACAGUUUUGAGGAAACAGAAAGGUGAAAUCAAAGACACCAUGCAUUUGUAUUUGGCGGGAAACAACAAGCUUCUGACUGACAAGCGCCUGGAGGACAAAGAUUGUGAAGUUCUGUACAAGCUUCUACAAAACAAUGUGUUUGUGACCAGUUUAGACCUUCGCUACAAUAACCUGACAGAUGAAGGAAUCAAAUUCUUGGCAAAGCUGCUGGAGCUGUACUAG
Messenger RNA from Mercenaria mercenaria, 463 nucleotides. RefSeq names its product leucine-rich repeat-containing protein 34-like. The transcript is spliced from 5 exons. The record is from RefSeq and is a predicted model, not a curated record. Lineage: Eukaryota; Metazoa; Mollusca; Bivalvia; Venerida; Veneridae. Bases 134 to 463 code for a protein of 109 amino acids. Gene Ontology annotation, molecular function: protein binding.